Molecule: messenger RNA, 2324 nt
Organism: Ruditapes philippinarum (Manila clam)
Lineage: Eukaryota; Metazoa; Mollusca; Bivalvia; Venerida; Veneridae
Product: serine/threonine kinase-like domain-containing protein STKLD1
Exons: 22
Coding region: 95-2164 (689 amino acids)
Biological process (GO): protein phosphorylation
Molecular function (GO): protein tyrosine kinase activity; protein serine/threonine kinase activity; ATP binding
Source: RefSeq, a predicted model, not a curated record
AAAAAAUAAACAGAUGACAGCGAUAUCAGUUGACAAAUAUUCGCAAAAAUUUUAGUUUGCGCAUGCGUACUUAGAAUGCUUGGUGUUGUCAAGCAUGGAGAAUUUUACUAUUAAAGAACAAAUUGGCAAAGGAGCCCAAGCCACUGUUUACCUUGUGGAGAGGCAGCAGGAUAAACAGAAAUUUGUCCUCAAAAAGGUGGAAUGUUUUGAUGAGAGUGAAGCAAACAAAGCUUUUAAGGAGGCAUCAGUUCUUCGUGAUCUGCAACAUGUGUAUGUGUCAGGGUACAAAGAGUUUUUUGUCCUGUGGGAAAAGCAGGAUUCCUCUGUUUACAUCUGUAUUUUGAUGGACUAUUUCCCAAAAGGAACUCUCCUAACAGUGCUGUCUAAAUAUAGAGAGAAGAAGGAAGUUAUUGAUGAAGAGCAAAUUAAGCAAUGGCUGGGACAGGUACUAGAAGCUUUGAUGUAUGCCCACAAGAAGAAAAUUCUCCACAGGGAUAUUCGCCCCAGUAAUAUAUACGUACAAGCUGAUGACACUCUUGCACUUGGGGAUUUUGGUGUUGAUACAAUAAUGGGCGAUGCUAUAACAUGUACCCGUGCUAAUGCAGGCAAAAAGCCUUUUGGUGCCACUGGUUACAAGGAUAGAUUUAAAUCUUCAAUGAAUUACAUGGCCCCGGAAUGUGUAAGCCAUGGAUACAGUGAGACCUGUGAUAUAUGGUCACUAGGCUGUGUCCUGUUUGAACUGGUCACAGCGUGGCUUUACAACUCGGACGAAGCUAUAGCUAAGCUGCAGCAAGUAAGGAACGAUCCAGGAGUGCUUGAUGAAGUCUUUGAAGACAUUUCAAAGCAUUACUCAGAUGCUCUGAUCUCGUUAUUGGCAUGUAUGUUAAAAGUGAAUCAUACUCAAAGAUCUACACUGGGAAGUUUGUUAAACAUGCCGUAUGUGAGAAAAUGUUUAGAAAUGAGUGAUUCAUCACAGCUGGAGAAGAGAAAACGCCUGAAAUCUGCGUCCACGGCCAAAUCUGAAAUAACAGUUAAAGAAGAAGUCAGUAGAUGGCCGGUACCGAAGGGUCAAGGAGUUUUAAAGGUGUUAGAGUACCUGGCUAACAUGGUGGAUUAUGAUGAAUGUGUUAAAGAGGCACUAGAAUACCUCCUCGAACUCUCCAAAUCUGAGGGCGGUCUUAACCUAGAUCCCAGAGGGAAGAAAUUGGUUGCUAUGGCAAUGAAGAACAACAUGACUGAUGCAGAGAUACAGAUCAGUGGUUGUAAUGUACUAAACAGUCUUGUUAUGUGUGCUGAGGUGAAUGAUGUACUUUUCACACCGGAGGUUAUAGCAGUGUUACCAUUGUCCAUGGAGAAUCACAAAGAUAAUUUAGAUGUACAGUAUGCUGCAAGCUCUCUACUUAUGGCCCUGGCUGCUAACACUUUAGCAGGUGAGGUGAUUGGACAUCUAGGUGGUGUUCAGGACAUACUGGUGGCUCUUAGAACACAUCCGAACAAUGCUAAACUGUGUAGUACCUGUCUUAGUGCAUUAUGGGGUCUGACAGUACAUGGUAAUAAUGUUAAGAUAGCUACAGAGGAGAAAGGUGUAAAGGAAGUGUGCAAUGUUCUCAAGAUUCAUAUGAACUCAUCCGAGGUCGCCGAGGCAGCCUCAGCAUCAAUUCUAGCUCUUUCUUUAGAUGAGGAGAAUCUAGAAAUAAUUUGUGAUUUAGACGGGGUGGGUCUGCUGAUAGAGACAAUCAAAACACACGGGAAGAAUUCCAAGGUCGUUAAAAAUGCUUGCCUUGCACUGGCUAGUUUGGUAGAAAUAGAUGAGGAGUCAGCCUAUAGAGUGUUAACCAAUGAGGGGCCAGGGAACACCCACAUUGCUGGUAUACCUAUAAUUAUGAAGACUUAUGAACUACACAAGGACAAUGCGGAGGUCGUGGAAAGUGUUGUAACAUUAUUAAUGGAAUUAGCAGAGUAUGAUGAUGUGAGGUCGGAAAUGAACCAUCUAAAAAUUGGACCGGAAUUACUCUCGGAAAUAUUUAAACGUUUCAAAGAGAAUGUGGAUAUCAUGGGACCCUGUGAGAAAGCUUUGGAGAGGUUACAGGAUGUGAAACAGAUCCCGGUACCCAAAACACCAAGCCCGGAACCAGUUCUACAGGAAGUGGCCGGACAGGCAUAAUUUACCUAACAUUUUAACUUAUGACUUUUGAUUUUAAAGAAAAAUUGUUUUUGAGUUUUUAAAUAAGUAAGUUAAGAAUAACUGGACUGAAUUAUGAAGGCUAUUUUUAUAUUGCAAAUUCUUUGUAUAAAAGGAGAUUAUUUUUUAAAUAUAAAAACCA